Rubroshorea leprosula is the source of this 2285-nucleotide messenger RNA. Lineage: Eukaryota; Viridiplantae; Streptophyta; Magnoliopsida; Malvales; Dipterocarpaceae. The record is from the annotation of a GenBank genome assembly.
CUUUCUUCAGAGGUCUAUGACUCUAUGCCGAAGACUUUGAACUAGAAAAACCUCUGCUUGACGCUUCUCUACCUUAAUCCUCUUUCUCUUCGAGCAAAACCACUAAUUUACUUUCAGUUUUAGAGCUUACGGAUGCAUUUAUCAGAACUCUGACACCAAAGAUCAGUUAUCUUCUUCCUCCUUUUUCUCUCUCAGUUUUCCUAGCAGUCUGAGGCCUGGAUUGAGAGAGAAAGAGGCAAAGAAAGAUUUUUGAUUGAUGGCCAUGAUCUCAAAUCUAAGGGGACCGAGAACCCAGGAAGGAAUGCCCGUUUCUAACGGGUUGUCUUCUUCCUCUUCUUCUUCUUCGUCUCCCAACCAGAAGAAAUGGUCAAACUUGAUGCCUCUCUUUGUGGUCCUUGUUGUUGUAGCAGAGAUAGCUUUUCUGGGUCGUCUUGAUAUGGCCAAAAACACCGCCUUCUUUGAUUCAUGGCCGGAUUUGUUCUAUAAAACAACGGCUUCUCAUGGAGUGGAGAAUGUCUUCGGUGUUGAUUCGGAGAUUGGAUUGAAGGAUGAUGACCUGAAGUCGUCGCCAGGGAGUUGCGAGGAGUGGUUGGAGAGAGAGGAUUCUGUGGUUUAUUCAAGGGAUUUUGAAAAGGAUCCUAUCAUUGUUCAUGGUGGUGGGCAGGAGUGGAAAACCUGCACAGUUGGCUGCAAGUUUGUAUAUAAUCCCAAAGAGAGUCCUGAUGCUGCCUUUGGUGCCCCUCACCAACCUGGAAUAACUAGCGUGUUGCGUUCAAUGGAAUCAUCCCAAUACUAUUCAGAGAAUAAUAUUGAUCAGGCACGACGGAGGGGAUAUAAUAUUGUAAUGACAACUAGUCUCUCAUCAGAUGUUCCUGUUGGAUACUUUUCCUGGGCUGAAUAUGAUAUCAUGGCACCAGUGCAGCCAAAGACCGAGAAUGCCCUUGCAGCAGCUUUCAUUUCUAAUUGUGGCGCUCGUAACUUUCGUUUGCAGGCCCUUUUUGAGCUUGAAAAGGCUGAUAUCAAGAUUGAUUCUUAUGGUGCAUGCCAUAGAAACCAUGAUGGAAGAGUGGACAAAGUUGAAGCAUUGAGACAUUAUAAGUUUAGCCUAGCUUUUGAGAACUCUAAUGAGGAGGACUAUGUUACUGAAAAGUUUUUCCAAUCCCUUGUUGCAGGAUCCAUACCAGUUGUUAUUGGUGCUCCAAAUAUUGAGGAUUUUGCUCCUUCUCCUGAGUCAAUUUUACAUAUUAGAGAAUUGGUGGAUGUUCCAUCAGUCGCGAAGAGAAUGAAGUACCUAGCAGAAAAUCCUGAUGCAUACAAUCAAUCUUUAAGGUGGAAGUAUGAGGGGCCUUCUGAUUCUUUUAAGGCCCUGGUGGAUAUGGCAGCUGUGCACUCAUCAUGCCGGCUUUGCAUUCACCUGGCAACCAUGGCUCGGGAGAAAGAAGAAAAGAGUCCUGAUUUCAAAAAACGCCCCUGCAACUGCUCUAGUGGUCCAGAAACUGUGUAUCAUUUAUAUGUAAGAGAACGAGGGAGGUUUGAGAUGGAUUCUGUUUUCUUAAGGUCUGGGAAUUUGACACUGGAAGCCUUAGAGUCUGAAGUAUUAACUAAGUACAGGUCCCGAAAACACGUCCCUAUUUGGAAGCUAGAAAGACCUGAAAGCAUCAGAGGAGGUGAUGAACUUAAAAUAUACAGAAUAUAUCCUGUUGGCUUGACCCAGAGACAAGCUUUGUAUACCUUUAAAUUCAAAGGGGAUGCCGACUUUAGGAAUCACAUUGAAAGCAACCCUUGUGCAAAGUUUGAGGUCAUAUUUGUCUAGAUAAAAGAUUGCAGUCUCCCAACUUUGAGCAUUGUAGUAUUACCAAUUUCAGCUUCUUCUGCUGGCCCAUUCACAGAGAGAUUGAGGUGAUUUCAAAUGAUACGAUGAUUUUUCACUAAUGAUGUAAUGCUAAGAUUUUAGGGAAGAAAUUGCUUUGAAUUCUGAUGUCCUGAUGGGGAGUUGUGUAAGCUCACCGUACAUCUGAUGUAUGUCCCACCAAUUUUAGGUUUAGAAUUCUUACGUGCAGUGUAAGUUAUUGAAUAGAAUCAUUUUACCUUGAUCUGGUACUGACUUGGUUCGUACAUUUUUUCUUUGAUCAUGAAAGGUCUGUUGAUUGCAUUCUGCCUUUCCCAGAGGCCAUCUUAACUCAAUUGUCCGCGAAAUAGCUUUCAGCCCUAGAUUGCCAUAAGAAGAGCUUCUUUGGGACAUCUUUUGAUUGGGAAAAUGCUAAUAUUGCCCUUUAGUCAAUUUA